Molecule: messenger RNA, 6417 nt
Organism: Tachyglossus aculeatus (Australian echidna)
Lineage: Eukaryota; Metazoa; Chordata; Mammalia; Monotremata; Tachyglossidae
Gene: TICRR
Product: TOPBP1 interacting checkpoint and replication regulator
Exons: 22
Coding region: 1-6069 (2022 amino acids)
Biological process (GO): response to ionizing radiation; mitotic DNA replication checkpoint signaling; regulation of DNA-templated DNA replication initiation
Cellular component (GO): nucleus
Molecular function (GO): chromatin binding
Source: RefSeq, a predicted model, not a curated record
AUGUCGGGCGGCAGCCCCCAGGCGCUGCUGCUGCUGCUGCUGGACGCGGCGGGGCCGGGGGUCGGUCCCGCGGGGCGGCGGGCCGCCCUGCGCCUCCUCAGCGGGCUGGGCUGCCGGCUGGGCCCCGCCCGGCUCCGCUGGGCCUUCAAGCUGUUCGACUCCCGGGGGUCCCGGGGCCGCCCGCCCCGCCGCGCGCCCGACUUCCGGGAGCUGGGCCCGCGCGCCUGGGCCGCGCUGGACGACGAGCUGUCCGGGGAGCGGGCCGGGGAGAGGGGCCCGCCCGGCCGCCCGGCCCCCGGGGCCGCCGCCGCCGCCGCCGCCGCCGCCGCCGUCACCCGCCGAGCCCUCACCGAGGCCCUGCUGGACUACCACUGGGACCGGCCCGACCUCGCGUCCCCCGCUAAGCCGGGCCCCGGGCCCGCCUCCCCGCCGCGGCCCGGACCCCGGGCCUUCGCCAACGCCCUCUUCCUCUUCGCCCCCUGUCCCCGCUCCCAGGCGGAGCUGCUCCGCUUCGUGGCGGGCGGCGACGGCCCGGCCGGGCCCGGCCUGCCCACCCCGCGGCAGGUGAUGGACAGCCUCCUGCCCGCCAGCGUCCGGGACCUCAUGGCCGCGCGGACCGUCACCCUCUAUUGGGUCGACACCGCCCGGGGGGACCAGGUUUGGGAAUCACCAGAUCACCUAGGGUACUGGAUGCUGUAUGAGCUUCUUCGUCUUGUAGGAGGCACCAUCGUGCCCUCGGAACUUGUGAGUCAAUUUUGGAGUCACGAUGGAGGAAAACCGCGGGAUUUUGGAAAGGAGAGUACAGCCGAGCCUCAGUUCUCUCCGUGGACGUCAAUCUUGCCAUUCGAAUCCACUCUGAACUGCUUGCUGAACAGUGCAUCUGAGUAUCAGGCAUCUUUUCCUCAUCUCGAAGGAACCUUAUUCCUUCCUCAGGAAGGUCCACCAGGGGUGACUCUCCAGGGACCAUGGGCAGUCACCCUGGAGCCUCUGACCAUGCACCAGAGCCCCUUUCCGGGUCCCGUUUCCAUCUUCCUGAAAGGCACUGUGACCCACUGGACUUGGCCAGUGGGCAGCGGCUUUGGCACCGAGAGUUGGGUGUUGAGGAGUUCCGAGGGCGACAGUUCGUCAGAGCAAGGGAUUUUAUUUCAGCAUCUUGUUAGAAGGCUAACUGCUGAAGAAGUGCAACUGGUUGCCGACGUUUGUCCAGGUGAAGGCUGGCCUCCAAGCACUGGGCUCAUCUCCCCUCUGUCCCCCAGUGCUGCCAUUCUCACCGUGCUGGGCCCUGAGGAGGCUGCAGAGCUCCCGAGAAACCUCCUGCAGGGGGCUGUGGCUGAGAACUCCCCGGAUCCAUCCCUCCUCCGGGAUGUUGUGAGCAGAGCCCUGAGUCAGGUUCAAAAUUUCCUCGAAGAAGAGCCUGCCCCUUCUGCUGCUGCUCUGGUCCCAGAAUGGGCUCAGCAAGAACACAGCCACACCAGUCCCUGGAGCCCUGCAGUAGUGGAGAGCUGGUUCCCUUUCUCUAAUCUCAGCGGUGCAAAUUCAAAUUUGAUGGAGUCAUUUUGUUUACUGCAGGCCAUCUCAGAAGAGACCUCCAAGCCCGAAACAGAGCUAACUGACCGUCUCUCCGAGUUCUACCAGAAGACAGCCCGGGAUGAGUCUGCCACAGCUGGGCAGGAGGACCACAGAAAAAAACGUGGAGUCCCCCGCACUCCUGUCAGGCAAAAGAUGAAGACCAUGAGCCGCUCCCUGAAGAUGUUGAAUGUUGCAAGACUGAACGUGAAAGCUCAGAAGUCUCAGCCAGACGGGACCUCGGCCACUGUCGUCCGGGGGAAAGGGACUCACAAGGCCUCUCUCAGAAGAAAAGGGGAGAAACUGGAAGACGAAGGGAGAAUUCUGAGGAGUUCUAUAUCUAAAGAUUUUAAAAGCAAAGAAGAACUUCUGUCCCACUUGAAUGAAAGCUACCAGAAAGCUGUGGCCACCGGAGAUGGUUUGAUAAGCGAGUGGGCGCAGAACAUGGUCUCAGCCGUGAGAAUGUUCCUGAAAUCUAGAGGCAUCCAAGAAUUGGAGGUGGCCUGUGUAGAUCACGUGACAAGUCAUCUUCUGAAGACCAGCAAAGGUCUUCGACUGCAUCUGGGGGAAAAUCUGGACAAGGAAGCCAAAGUCAGAGAGUGCCAGCUCCAGGUGUUUCUGCGCCUGGAGAUGUGUCUGCAGUGCCCCUCGUUACAGAAGAGUGCCGAUGAGAUGGAGCAACUGGUGGAGGAGGUGACCAACCUGCUGCGUAUCAUCUGCCUGACCGAGGAUCCUUCGUACCUGGCCCGGUUCCUGGAAGACAUUUUAGCAUUGUAUAUCAAUUCUAUUCCGAAGACCCUCGGGGACUUAUACCACAGUUUUGGGUUUGCGCUGCCCCAGAAGCUGGCUGCCGUCCUGCCUGUGGACUUUUUCAGCGACGACUCCGUGAGCCAAGAGGGCAGAUUGCCCCCUCUGUCUGUGCCUCUGCUGUCCCGGGCUGCCAGCGCCACGCCUCUUACCACGGAAGCUGACCAGCUGGAGGAGCUGCGGACCCGAUCAGCCAAGAAAAGAAGGAAAAAUCUAUUAACAAGACACAGAAGUGUAACAGAAGCUUCUCAGGGCCUGCGGCAAAUAGAAAUUCCCAAAGUGUCCAAGAGGACAACCAGAAAUGAAAAUUGCCACCCUGGUCUACAGCAGCAGCUACCCCUCGCUCAGAAGGAAGGGGUGCAAGAAGUGACCAACGUGCGAAGAAAUCUCUUUAACCAGGACAUGCUUUCUCCCUCGAAGAGAUCCUUGAAGAAGCUACCUCGAAGCCAAUCGGUGUCUGCUGUAGAAGGCCUGAAAACUAAGCACCCCAGCUCCAAGGAGGCCAGAGAGCGUCACAAGUUGCUGACGAAACGAGUGGCAGAGACGCCACUGCACAAGCAAAUCUCUAAAAGGCUGCUUCACCGACAGAUUAAGGGCAGGUCCUCCGAUCCUGGCCCUGAGGUUGACGUUGUGGAAGAGUCUCCAGAGAAAGUGGACAGUGGAGCGGGUCUGAGACGAAGCCCCCGCAUCAAGCAGCUGGCCCCAUCUGGCGGGACCCACUUGGGCUCCUUCUACUCCGUCUCCCAGCCCCAGUCACGUCACCUGUCAAGGGUGCACCCGGCCCAGCAGGAGCCCACAAGUACCGGGCUGGGACCCCAAGAAAGACCACUUGACAGCAGAGGCUCUCUGGACCCCCAGGUCAUCCAGUCUCCAAAGAGGCUGUUCUUUGGGGCCGUCUUUGAGCUGGGCAACCCCAGACUGCAGGAUUCAUCGCAGGCGAAAAGGUUGCUAAGAAACUCCUUGGGUUCUGAGAACCCCACUGCCCAGCAGACACCUAGGAAAAAAUGCUGGAAAUCCCCAAGUCCUGCUAACAGAAUGCCAAGGAGGUCACCUCGCACGCCGAGGAGGUCGCCCCGCAUGCUGAGGAGGUCGCCCCGCACGCCGAGGAGGUCUCCCCGCACGCCGAGGAGGUCUCCCCGCACGCCGAGGAGGUCUCCCCGCACGCCGAGGAGGUCGCCCCGCUCGCCGAGGAGGUCGCCCCACACACCGAGGACGUCACCCAGCUCUCUGAGGAGGUCACCCCGCACGCAGAAGAGAUUGCCCCGCACGCUGAGGCGGUCUCCACCCCCCUCCCAGGCCCCACCCCAAACUCCAGGGAAGCUGGGGCAAACCCCUGCAAAAGAUACACCUGCCAAGCAGAAAGCAGCUAAGAGGUGCAGGAGAGGAUCCUCACCACCUACCUGGGAUGCUUUGCCCUCCAAGCCAGAGGUCACUCCUCAGAAAGACAGCUUGCCAGCGGAAGAUCUUCCCUUCCCCCCGGGGGAGUUGGAGUCAAGAACUCCAGGAAAGCAAGGAGGUCAGGCUCUUAAGCUCCUGGAGAAUUCCAGUCGAGACACAGCUUUGACCCCGGGAGUCCCGGCAUCUAGUGGUCAGGAAAGAACCACCUCUCUGAGGCAGGCGCCUUCCCGGCACUUCCAACGCUCCUGGCAAACCAUCCAGGAAGCAGCGGCAGCCUCUGUGGCUCUUGGGGCAGAGAGCCCCCGGGAAGGCCCGGAAGCAACUCAGAUGCAGAAAAGCCUUGUGGAGGCAGUGCCUCAACCCCUGGAAGCAACUCCCCAGAAAUCUCAGGAGACAAUUCCACAGACACCCAGGGGAGCAGGGAAUGGGCCUCCUGCCUCCACCCCACCGACUUUUUCCUGGAAGCCGUCUCCCUUCAGCUCCUUGCCCCACGAGGCUUCCUUGCAGGCUUCAGUUGGAGCAUCUUCUGUGGACUCUUCCCCUCUGGUUGGGACAGGUGAGCGGGGUGUGAGGGGGCCCCAGAAAUCACCAGAGGCGGCAGUGGCCACUCCUCUCACCAUCUGGUCCCUGAUCACUACUCCUAGGAAGGGGCCAGCUGCCACCAACCCUAGUGGCAGUCCUCCUCCGCCUCCUUCCAAAGCCAGGAAACCCGAGCAGGGGGCAACACCCUGCCCACCCCCUGAGAGAAGCAUUCAGCGGUGCCCUCCCCAGCCCUCUGCCGACCUCCCCUCAGGGGACCUGACUGAAAAGGAGGACCUUGCUCUCCCAGAGUCAUCCUUGAAGCAGCAGCAGGAGAAAACAACUCCGUCCUUGCCAGGUUCCCUCACAGAUGCUGGGUCUCCAUUGACUGAUGUGGGGCCAGAAUGUCUCUUCAUCAUCCACCCUCCCCCAGGGCCCCAGGGCAGCGAGAGCUCAGAAGCGAGCAUUUUUCCCACAGAACAAAAUGAAGGGUCAAUGACAGUGGCGUCGGCUGGUCCUGAGAGCGCCUCUUCAGCCCCUGAUCAGCCCUCUGAGCCCGCAUCCCCUCCCAAGUCGUCAUACAUCCUGCGCCGGACCGCCGACCGGAGGCAGCGGCAGGCCGCGGCCCGGCUAGGAAAUCCGGAAGCCUUCCCUCCGUUUUCCAGGGGCCCCCUCAAAGUGGCUUCCACCUGCCCCCCGUCCUAUGAAGUUGAGCUGGAGAUGCAAGCUUCUGGCCUCCCUAAGCUUCGCAUUAAAAGGGUCGACUCCAGCCCGCCAGCGGGAGCGGAAAACAACAUGAAGACCAGCAGGCCUUUGGGGGAGCAGAGCUCCUUCCCUGAGCUUCCUGGGCCCUGGUGCAGCAAGCACCCUGGCAAGCUGGAGGCUUCCUACGUGUCCCCCCCCUGCCUCCGCUCAUCCCACAGCACCCCGGGCAAGAGUGGGGGGCAGACCUACAUCUGCCAGAGUUGCACCCCAACUCGCUGCCCCUCCAGCACCACCUCUCCCUCCCAGUCAGACGGUGGGAUUCCCUGGACCCCUUCCCCCAAGCCCAAGGGGAAGACAACCCCUGACACGAUCAAGGACUGGCCCAGGAGAAAGAAGGCUGGAGGCACCCCAGCCAGCGGAAAAAACGAACGUGGGGUGGACCUCCCGGGGAGCGCGGCCGUCCUCGAGGAAGAGGGCGAGGCGCGCGUCUCUGAGCUCUGUGGGGGUGGCGGCAGCAGCCAGGUUCCUUUCCUGGGGGACUUUGAACUGGAAGGGAUAGGGCAGCUCCUAGACCUGUCCCCUCCCAGCGACUGCGAGCCGCAAUCGGAGGGUAGCUUUCCUGGGGCCGGGUUUGGACUGGGCACUGGGAAGCGGCCCCUUGGCCUCGAGUGGGAGCCCGGUCCCCGAGCUAAAAGGACCCGUGGGACCCGGAUGGAAGAGCCUGACCCGGCCCCAGGCCUCGAUGGGGAGCAGAGACGAUCCCCCAACAGGUGUUCCCUCCGAAGCUCGAGGCAGCCGGGCUCCCUGGGCGACGACGAGGUCUUUGUUUCAGGCUCUACACCGCCGAGUUGUCCUGUGAAAAGCUGCCUCUCUGCUAGCGGCCUCCGGGCCCUCACCCAGUCGCCGCUGCUCUACCAAGGACUGACCCCUUCCUCCCGGCGGACUGGUGUCAGAGAUGAGGAAAGUGAGCCACUGCCCAGUUCUGCAGAACUCGAGGAAUCUCCUUUCAGCAGAGUCAUCAGCCGGAGACGCUCCAUCAGCAGAACCUACUCCCGCAAGAGGCUGCUCAGCUAGGCCAGCCUCAGUCCUGUCGUGCUCCCAGCGGGGGAGAAUGGCUCCGCUGCAGCUGGGUAGUUCCCACAGAGGCAAACCUGAGAACUCCCAGCGUGCCGCCCAAAAGACUGAGCCAAAGGACUUUAGCAGGAGAGCAAGAGUGAAGUGCACUUUCCCCUAGGGCCUUGGAAGUUGCAGUUCUGCUGCUCAGAUACCAAGGGCCUCAACCUUUUUAACUGAGGACCAGGCACCUGACCUGGGGCCACUUCUGCUCGGCCCCUGCUGUGGUUCAAACACAGACAAUACCUACACUGGUAGGUUGAUUUUUCUAUGGUUCCUGUGUAAAACAAUAAAGUGACCGUCACUUGA